Lentinula edodes (shiitake mushroom) is the source of this 396-nucleotide messenger RNA. RefSeq lists its product as uncharacterized. Bases 1 to 396 code for a protein of 131 amino acids. The transcript has 3 exons. NCBI's taxonomy places the organism in Eukaryota, Fungi, Basidiomycota, Agaricomycetes, Agaricales, Omphalotaceae. The record is from RefSeq and is a predicted model, not a curated record.
AUGGCUGCGUUCCCUUCCCUGGAUACUCUGUCUACUUUGCGACAUGCGCCUUCUCUUCCUGAUACUGCUAAUCGCAGAACCGUAUAUUUUUACUACGUACACCCUGACUUUCCCUUCCCACUCCGCCAACCUCUAUCGUUCGAGCUCUCUCCGCAAGUUGCGCGCCACCCUCGGCCUUGGAUCUCUUCAUUCCUGAUUGCGAUUCAGCAAAGUGCAUACCAGCCUGCGGGUGCCGUUGCUCCAAUGCUUGCUUGUCUUGCUGUUGAUGAGGUCCACCGUACGCCAUCAGUCCGUGCAACAAUGCUUCAACCUGUACCCGCUCUACGGACACCUGUUAUUCCAUCACCCAUGCUUUUGGGAUCGCAAUUGAUAGUGAAGGCCACCUCCGUGACAUAG